Molecule: messenger RNA, 3539 nt
Organism: Prorocentrum cordatum
Lineage: Eukaryota; Dinophyceae; Prorocentrales; Prorocentraceae
Source: the annotation of a GenBank genome assembly
AUGGCGUCGGUUUCAAGUAUCACCGCCGUGAACGUGUCUUCGGGCGGCCCGCUCGUCGACUUCCUGCCCACGUGCUCGAGUUUAUGCAUCGCGGUGCAGGAACAUCAUGCCGAGGCCGAGGGCGAUGCUUUGGCGAAGUUGCAGAAUAAAGUAAGAGCUGCUGGGUACCAUGGUAUAUGGGAGCCCGCCCUACCUGGGCAGGGAGUUGGCAGCAGAGGCGGGGUUGCGGUGCUGGCCCCGCUGCGGGUGGUCAUCACCAAACCCCCAGGCCUGGAUAGUCACGUGCUGCAGGAAGGCAGGAUGAUGGCGGCCCACGUCCACGCUGGGGUGAAGGGCGGCUUCGUCAUGCUGUCGUGCUAUUUCAUUGUGGACGUCAAGCUGUCGCCCGAGAACCUGGCCAUGCUGUGCAAGCUGUACCAGUAUGUCAGGUCGCUGGAGGCCAUGGGUGUUCCGUGGAUCGUAGGAGGCGACUUCAACAUGGAGGUGGGCGAGCUCGGCCCGUUGUCCUGGCUCCAGUCGGCCAAUGGCGUGGUGCUGGCGCCGAGAGAGCCGACUUGUCUUCAGAGCCUUCCUGGCCGCACCAUUGACAUGUUCAUGGUUUCUUGCCGUUUGCUGCCUCGUGUUCGGCAACCAGUGGUCGUCGACGCGGAGACGUGGCCGCAUCUACCAGUGACCAUGGAGCUCUCCGCCACGGCUUUUGACGCGAAGGUCAGGAGGCUUGUCGAGCCACGCGGCUUUCGGAGGCCGCCUGCGGCGGGGUGCGCGAGGUUCCCCCCCGACUGGGACCCGGCCUUGGCGAUCAUCCAGAGCGCGUCGGACAGCGAGGGCAUCACCAGGGCCUGGGACGUCGUGCUCAGCGGCAUCGAGUUCGAGCUGCGGGGCCGCUACGACGUCGUGACGGACGUGGCGGGGUACUCCACGGUGCCAGGCCCCCCGACCUUCGAGCUGGCGAGUUUUCACCCUGUCGUGAAAGGUGCCUGGAGCAGGAGGUCGGCGGACACCCAGGCCUGGGCGCAGGCUGCGCGCUGGGCUCGUCACCUCAGGAGGGUUCGAUUGGCCUUGCAGAGCUUCGUGCUCCAGCUACGCCCGCAGCAGGUCUUCGAGCUCGGCAGCGUCGGCGAGGCGCACGUCGACGGUGUGCCUGGCCUGGGCGAUGGGGCACCCCCUGCUGCGGAGGACCUAUCGUGGGACGCCGUGCACUCCCAGGCGGCGCGCCACCUGCUGGAGUGCGAGAAUUUCUUCCAGAGAAUCUGGCGGAGGAAGGGAGUCUGGCCGCACCUGGACGCCGAAGCCGUCGGCUUCUUCUCGCGUGGCUUACUUGCCUUAGCGCAGGCAGACUUCGAGCAGCAGGUCGACCGCAUCCUGAGUAUCUCCUCCGAUGCUGAGGCCAAGCAUGAGAAGGCCGUGAUGCAGAGCUGGAGGCAGUGGGCGCAGGCAGCUUUUGCGGCUGGAGCCAAGGGAGCUCACCGUUUCAUGAAGCCCAAGGCUCUCCAGGAGAUCGUGGACGGAGGCAAUGGGCUACAACAUGGGUACGUACUGGCUGAUCGUAAGCUUGAGUAUUGGGAAAGCUUCUGGGUGCGGCAUGGCGGUGAGCUGGCUCGCCGACCUGUUGAUGCUGACACUUGGGAGCAGCUGCCAAGGCGUGAGGCGGCCGACGUACUCAAGGCAAUCCGUUGUUUCUCUUGGCAGACAGGCGUCGGGCAGAUCAACAUCGCGCCCAGGGCCAUGGAGCACCUCUCCCACGGGGCGCUGACGGCCAUGGCGCGCCUCUUCGAGCGGUGCGAGCAGUUCCUGCUGUGCGUGGAGAAGGCCCAUGCGCUACCAGAGGUCUGGGGCCACACUGGAGGCAAGUCGUCGAGUGAUGCGGCCUUUGAUUUGGCGCUCACCAAGGAGAUGGCGACCCUGUGCGAUGACGACGCCAUCAUUGUGCUGCUGGACAUGCUCAAAUGCUACGAGCUGGUCAGGCAUGAUGCCAUUUUGUUGGAGUGCAGGGCCAGUGGAUACCCUAUGCGAAUGGCGUUCAUGCUUGUGCAGAUGUACCAGCAGCUGCGCUCGGUGCACUCGUAUUCUUCGUAUUCAGUGGCGCGCAGGGCGUAUCAGGGCAUCCUGGCAGGCUGCACCCACGCCACUACGCUUCCCAUGGUGUUGUUGACUCGCAGCAUUCGCCAGACGAUGUCGGUCGCUCCUCAGGUUCAGCCCAAGGACUUGGUGGACGACGUCGCGCUGUGCUGGGUCGGCAACGACCCGAGCGGGGUGCGAGAAAUGGCCAUUGCCACUCGUGCUUUCUGCAGGGCUGUCCGGCCCCUCGGGCUGGUGCUGCAGAUGGAUAAGUCUGGGCACCUUACGACGUCCAGGCGCACCAGCUACCAUUUUCAGAAGUACGCCAGGCUGCUGAAGAUCGCUGGCAAGAGGCACAUGCGGUAUCUUGGCCACGACCUAGCUGGGUCGUCGGCCACAAGGGCCGUGCAGAAGGGACGCCUGAAGGCCAUGCACGGAAAGAAGGCAAGCGUUCGAGCACUGCAGAAGGGAGCAGGACGACAGCGGGCGGCUCGGCUCUGGGCCACGGGUGUGCUGCCAUCCGUGGGGCACGGAGCCACGGUCAGCGGCAUCAGCGACACGGAGCUGCAGCAGAUGAGGACCAUGGCUGGCGUCUUCUGUGGCUACAAAGGGUCGGGCUCCCUGACGCUGUACCUGGCCGCGCAGCAGUGGAGCUUCGACCCCAUAUUCCACGCUACCUUCAGCAUCGUGGGGCAGUACGCGGCGUGGGUGUGGGAUGGGCGUGUGACGCUCUCCCGACUGCAGCGGGCCUGGAUGGGCUUGCGUGACUCCUGGGAAGCCCGCCACACUCACGUCACGUGGGCCAGUGCGCAGGGCCCGCUUUCGGCCUUGUGGUUGCCCCUCAGGAGAGUCAACUGGAACAUGGCAAGUUCUACAAUCUUGGUUGACGAUGAGGGCCUGCAUAUCAGUUUGCUGCAGUAUUGUCCCAGUGAGGUGCUGUUUUUCCUGCGUCGCAGCCUCGACCGUUGGCAGAGCCAUCGUAUCCUCGACCAGCUGCCUGAGGCGCCCCCAGCCGAGGGUGACGGCAGGCGGCAGCAGCAUGUGUGGCUUCGUGCGCUUCGACUGGGACACGCCUCCUUGGCGCCUGGCCACAGAGGGGCUCUGGCCAAGCUGCAGUCCAACGGGUUCUGGUCGCCGCAGCGCCGCAUGCAGGCUGGCUACGGCGGCGACGGUUCGUGCGAGUUCUGCGGGGAGGCCUGCUGCGACCUCGAGCAUGAGAUCUUCGGCUGCACGGUAUUGCAUCAGCAGCAGGAGGACGAGGAGACGGAGCCGUACCCCGAGGAGGUGGCCAAGAGGAGGAAGGACAUCCUGGAGGCAGCCCCGUGGCGCGACGGGGGCCAGGUGCAGGACUUCUCGUCCGUCGACGUGCUCUACGCGCUGCCCCUGAGGCCUGCUUUCAGGCCGCUGCCUGCACGUGCUCAGGCUGAGCGCGAGUGGGGGGCGAUCGACAUGCCGUGGCCGUCGAAGUUGCACGGGGACGG